CAUUGUAAAUAGCCUUUUUGUAUUUACGCCGAAACAUUCAUCAGCUAUGGACCUUCCUCUAAAUGGCACACUGACCAUACUUAUAAUGAAUAGCACAGUCACAACCUUAUUGGGGUUGUUGGUAUGAAAUGGCUUUAGAAUGGUUGUCAGUUGAUUCACAAUACGAGGACCUCAGUUCACUGCGUACGUCUGUACCGAGCCUUGAUGUUCGUGGUAGUUCUGCCGCCUUCAACAAGCAACAAACAAGGUAGGCAUAACUACAGUGAUGGAACCAGAAGAAAGUGAGAGGAUGUCUGUCCUCUUAUCACUGAUACUGGAGAAGGACAUCGGUAGCCAGAAGGAGGUGGAAAUCAGGAGGAAGACUUUGCUUUUUAAAGAAAAACUUGACAACGCUAGAAAUGAGAAUCAUUCAAUAUUUAAUACAGGCAGCUCAGCUGAAGGGUUUUCUAUGCGAGGGUCUGAUAAUGAUGCAAUGAUCGUAGACAAAGCUAUAUUGCUGGUUAAUUCAGGCCAGCAAGUUCCAUCAGACAGUAAUCAUGAUAUGGUCCUUUUAAUGCGAGAGGCCGAGAACUGUCAACGUGGUUACGUGGAACUGGAGGUGGGUGUUUGGCGUAGAUGUAAGGAACCGUUAUAUAAAGCCUUUCACAAAGUAGGAAGUACAACGUUUAUAUCUAGUGAUAUAUAUAGGGAAGAACAUGUUAAGCAAUCUUUAAAUCGAGGUUUUAAUGUAGCCUCUCAUGGCCCCAGUAGCAGUUCUGAGGCUACUGUAACUAAUGCAGCGUACGAUGUAGUGCACGCUUUUCACUGUCCAGUUUGGCCAAAGGAAGCACUAGAAUGGAAAAUGAGAACACGUCUGCAUGGCUGGCCUUCCGAAACAUUAUUAAACAAAAUCGUAAAAGGCGGCUGCCAUGUCGUUCCAAUCGGCGAUAAAUCAACAAACAACACACUACUACAGUGGCGAAUAUCAUUCGCUUGCGCGGAGAGACUUUUGGUUCAUUCUCUCAACCAUACUCAGUUCAAAGUGUAUGGUCUUUUCAAAAUCCUAUUGAAAAACAUCAAAGAAUGUUUAGAAAAUACUUUUCAAGGGGAAGAUAUUUUGAGCUCUUACAUUUUAAAAACCAUCGUAUUCAAUGCCGUCGAAAAUACGCCAGAAACAUUUUGGAAUGAAAACAACACUUUUGUUUGUUUUUGGUUUUGCUUCAAUAUCCUCUGUGCCUGGGUUAAAGGGGGAUAUUGUCCACAGUACUUCAUUCCAAAGAAUAACCUGUUUAAACGACACAUUCAUGGAGAGAACCAGCAAACAUUACUCAGCAUUCUUACUGAAAUUCACCAGAUGAAAUGGAUGUGUUUAUCAGUUGGGACAUUUGUGCAGCCACCAAUUAUGGACGUUCUUUUAGACGAAAGCUGUCGGUCCGAACUUAUGCAGCAACAGACGUUGCCUCAGUCGGAAGUAGUUUGUGACCUACACGUUCUUACCUCUGUAGUUACUAAGCUAUCGUUAAUACCAGUUCCUAGUGCCAACCAAAUAUGCCAUGUACUACAUUCCCUUUUUGCUACAUCGCACUCAGAAAUUGACGAAUUUCUUACCUAUUACAGCACAGCAAAACUAUUAUCGUUGUCUGCUAUGAAAGAUUACUCCCCCGACACGGACUCCGCAUCCAACAAAUUAAGGUACAGAAAUAUGAAAAAAUAUAAAACCCUCUUGCAACCAAGGGCUUCCUGGUGUUCAGAAAUAUUGUAUGUAGCAACGUUUUGCUUCCUGACAGGUAACAACAGGGCAACAUUAGAAAUGUGUAGGAAAGUAACGUCUUCUGUUCAGUAUUAUCCAGGUAGUUCCCAGGAUGUGUUUCGUAAACAACACGACAUUUACAUGCGUGACUAUUGUGGGCGUGGGUACACCUUAAUCAACAAACUUCAAAAAGUGUUUUCCUCUAGUGUCUAUUUCUUAAGACAAUGUCCUGACUUUUGUCUUCCGCAGCUCCAACUUGAAUUUGACGAACUGCCAGCACAUGGAUAUAUUCGAAUACCCCCUCUUCCUUACGCCAUUUUCCUUGCAUUUCUGUCCUACCAUGAAAUUGGUGACAUCGGAAGGCGUGAUGACUGUCUACGUCAUCUCAUUGCAGUGAAGUACGAUGAGGACCAAGGGGGACAUAGACACUGGAUAGUCCACACUCUCUUAGGGAUCUGCUACCAAACUGUUGGAGACAGUCGGAGGGCCAUUAAGGCUUAUGAGGAGUCUCUAACAGUAGACAUCCAGUGGAACCCAGCCUUAGACAGAAUUGAACUCCUGGAGAGAUAAGCCUAGGAAUAUACUAGGAAUGCAUAAGGGUUGUCGUGCUUUGUGUUGUACUCACCCAUAAACAAUGACUGCGAUCUAGGAUAUAUGAUACUGAACCAUUGUAAUGUUUUAAUGUUGUCAUAUCGUAUUCAGAUAGGUUGAACUUUCAUAGAAAUAUCAUUUUGGAUGCUAACUUUUACCAGGUCGGAUUAUGUUAAAACACUAGGUAAUUAAAUGAUUGCAAUGUAUCUCGUGACAGCUGUAUGCUUCCUUAUGUUGUAGAAGGUCAUGAUGCCUUUCCUUUGGGUGUAUUCUUCGUUCCCAUUUUAAUCUUAAUUAAUUCUAUCUUUUUGUAUUGAGGCAGUAGUAAUUGUGUAUCUUUUUGUGCUCAUAUGAAUUAAAACCAAUCUGUUUGAAAAGCCAUACGUAUAUCAUUCAUGCGUGAAUAUCAGGCUUUUAUUAUUCUAAUAUGGCUAUUUUCCGACCAAAACAUCAUGUACGGGUAUAGUUUUAUACGUCUUAAGUUUAAAAUUCAUUUGAACUAAGGGAAUACAUGGUUUUAGGACAGCUUUGAUUAAAUAAUUGUGGUUUACAGAAUUACCCAGACA
Mizuhopecten yessoensis (Yesso scallop) is the source of this 2886-nucleotide messenger RNA. RefSeq lists its product as uncharacterized. Lineage: Eukaryota; Metazoa; Mollusca; Bivalvia; Pectinida; Pectinidae. The transcript has 2 exons. Bases 266 to 2299 code for a protein of 677 amino acids. The record is from RefSeq and is a predicted model, not a curated record.